GAUAGAUCUGUGCUUUUUGAACCGGGAUGGCCGAGAGAACCUCUGCCGGGCUGCUGACCGUGACUCUGGAGCCCACGCCGGCUGUCGCGAUGACCCUGCCGGUGGAGGUCCGGGCCAAGUUGGCCGAGUUGGAGUUGGAGCUGUCCGAAGGGGACAUCACUCAGAAGGGCUAUGAGAAGAAAAGAAGCAAACUGCUGGCACCGUACAUCCCACAGAUACAAGGUGUUGAUCCCGCUCUGCAAAUAGACAGCCGGAUCCAAGCCUCCUCCCAGGCUGUUCUGUCCGCAUCCAAACACAACAAAUCUCGGGCAGCCAACACGAGGGAUGAACGCUUUCGCUCUGAUCUGCACACAGAAGCCGUCCAAGCAGCUUUGGCCAAAUACAAAGAAAGGAAGAUGCCCAUGCCGUCCAAGAGACGAUCCGUACUAAUCCAGUCCUCUGUUGAGGCAUGCACUCCGCCAGACACCUCCUCUGCGUCGGAAGACGAGGGCUCGCUGCGGCGAAAGGGACGUCUGACCAACUCCACUCCCAUUCAGAGCCACAGCCACCCGGCAGUGGAGCACUGGUUUAACCGGGUCAUCCAGGGUUCGUCCACCUCAUCUUCUGCUUCGUCCACCUCGUCCCAUCCGGGAGGGAGGUCUGUCACCGCCAGCACCAACGCUAACAGCACCACCCUCAACGCCAACACCAAAGCUACUGCGUUGGCUGAUCUUAUGUCGCACACCCAUCUCGAUAACCACAUAGCUCCCCCAGACGUGACGGGCCUCUCGGAGCGCUCCUCGCUUCAUGCGGAGCAGUCCCACAUUGCCUCAGUGCGAGGCGUGUCCCGUGGCUACAACCACCACACCAACAUCAUGGAGACAGCAGAUGGGUGUGAAUGGAGAGGUGAAGAAUCCCUCAUUUUGAUGAAUGGUGUUCCAGUCAACAGCCGCGUCUCCUCCAAAAUCCAGCAGCUGCUCAACACGCUGAAAAGACCGAAGCGACCGCCUUUGCGAGAAUUUUUUGUGGAUGACUUUGAGGAGCUCAUGGACGUCCAGCAACCCAACCCAAACCAGCCAAAGCCAGAAGGCCAGUUGACGUGUCCCCUCGAGGGAGAGCCACUCGGAGUGGUCACAAACUGGCCUGCCUCAUUGACAGCAGCGUUGCAACGAUGGGGAACCACGCAGCCCAAGAGCCCUUGUCUGACGGCGCUUGAUAACGCCGGCAAGCCUGUUUACACCCUCACCUAUGGCAAACUCUGGACCCGCAGUCAGAAACUGGCAUACACACUUCUCAACAAGCUGAGCACCAGGAAUGAACCGUUGCUUGUGCCUGGCGAUAGAGUAGCCCUUGUAUUUCCCAACAACGACCCCGUAAUGUUCAUGGUGGCGUUCUAUGGCUGUCUGCUGGCAGAGCUGGUGCCUGUACCCAUUGAAGUGCCGCUGACCAGAAAGGAUGCUGGAAGCCAACAAAUUGGCUUCUUGCUUGGCAGCUGCGGCGUGACAUUGGCUCUUACCACCGACGCCUGUCAGAAAGGUUUACCCAAAGCACAAACUGGAGAGGUAGCCACAUUCAAAGGCUGGCCCCGCCUGCUUUGGUUUGUGACUGAUGGGAAGCAUGUUGCGAAGCCUCCCAAAGACUGGCAUCCUCCCAUACGUGAAGCAAGCAAUGACAUAGCCUACAUAGAGUAUAAAACCAGCAAGGAGGGAAGCACCAUGGGGAUCACAGUGAGCCAUUCAGCCAUGCUGGCUCACUGUCAGGCUCUCACACAAGCCUGCGGCUACACUGAAGCUGAGACCAUAACCAAUGUGCUGGACUUCAAGAGAGAAGCGGGUUUAUGGCAUGGGGUUCUCGCUAGCGUCAUGAAUCGGAUGCAUGUGAUCAGCAUUCCUUACUCCUUAAUGAAAGUCAACCCUCUCUCGUGGAUACAGAAAGUACACGCAUACAAAGCACGGGUGGCCGUGGUGAAGUCGAGGGACAUGCACUGGUCUCUGCUGGCUCAAAGAGACCAGCGAGACAUCAGCUUGAGCUCUCUGCGCAUGCUGAUUGUAGCCGACGGAGCCAACCCAUGGUCAAUAUCUUCCUGCGAUGCCUUUCUCAACGUGUUCCAGGCACGUGGGCUGCGACCCGAGGUGAUCUGUCCAUGUGCCAGUUCUUCAGAAGCCAUGACUGUCGCCAUCCGGAGACCUCCAGAGACGGGCGUCCCUUCACCGGGCAAGGCGGUGUUGUCUAUGGGUGGACUGAGCCACAGCGUGAUCCGCGUGGACACUGAGGAGAAGCUCUCUGUCCUCACUGUGCAGGAUGUGGGACAGGUCAUGCCCGGAGCUUUGGUAUGUGUGGUGCGAGCGGAGGGGACGCCGUACCUCUGUCAGACAGACGAGGUGGGAGAAAUCUGCGUCAGCUCAAGAUGCACGGGCGCGGCUUAUUACGGCCUUCAGGGCAUGACCAAGAACAUAUUUGAGACCACACCAGUCACGUCAACUGGAAUUCCAGUCAGUGAUCGAACCUUCACCAGGACCUCCCUGCUGGGUUUUGUGGGACCAGACAGCCUCGUGUUCGUCGUAGGGAAGAUGGAUGGCUUGAUGGUGGUCAGUGGGCGGAGGCACAACGCUGACGACGUUGUCGCCACGGCUCUUGCGGUGGAGCCCAUGAAGUUUGUUUACAGGGGCAGGAUAGCUGUUUUUUCUGUGUCGGUGCUACACGACGAGAGGAUUGUCGUGGUGGCGGAGCAGAGACCGGAUGCCUCUGAGGAAGACAGUUUCCAGUGGAUGAGCCGCAUCCUUCAGGCCAUCGACAGCAUCCACCAAGUGGGUGUUUACUGCUUGGCCCUGGUGCCUGCCAACACGCUUCCCAAGGCCCCCCUCGGCGGCAUUCACAUAUCAGAGACCAAACAGCGCUUCUUGGAGGGUGCCUUGCAUCCUUGCAAUGUCUUAAUGUGCCCUCACACGUGCGUCACCAACCUCCCCAAGCCGAGGCAAAAGCAGCCGGAGGUUGGGCCUGCUUCUAUGAUCGUAGGCAAUCUGGUGGCAGGGAAGAGGAUCGCACAGGCCUGUGGGAGAGACGUAACCCAGUUGGAAGACAAUGAGCAGUUCCUCUAUAUUCAAGAUGUGCUACAGUGGCGAGCGCAGGCCACUCCGGACCAUCAGCUGUUCCUUGUUCUGAAUGCCAAGGGCACGGUGGCCAGUGCAGCAUCUUGUCUUCAGCUCCACAAGCGGGCCGAGCGCGUGGCUGCAGCUUUGACGGCCCGUCUCAACACCGGGGACCAUGUUGCCCUUGUCUACAUGCCAGGUAUCGACCUGAUCGCCACCUUCUAUGGCUGCUUGUAUGCUGGCUGUGUCCCGGUGACUGUCAGACCUCCACACCCGCAAAACCUGGCCACCACCCUUCCCACCGUCAAGAUGAUUGUUGAGGUCAGUAAGUCAGUGUGUAUCCUGACCACUCAAGCAAUAAUGAAGCUGCUGAAAUCCAAAGAGGCCGCUGCUGCAGUGGACGUCAAGAGUUGGCCAAUGGUGCUGGACACAGAUGACCUCCCCAGGAAGAAAAGCCCUCAGAUUUACAAGCCCCCAACUCCGGAGAUGUUAGCCUACCUUGACUUUAGCGUUUCCACCACAGGCAUCCUGGCAGGAGUCAAAAUGUCCCACGCGGCCACUGGUGCUUUGUGUCGCUCCAUCAAGCUGCAGUGUGAGCUCUACCCUUCUCGCCAGAUCGCCAUCUGCCUGGACCCGUACUGCGGCCUGGGCUUUGCGCUCUGGUGCCUGUGCAGUGUGUACUCUGGUCACCAGUCCAUCCUGGUUCCCCCUCUGGAGCUGGAAAGCAACGUGUGUGUAUGGCUGGCUGCCGUCAGCCAGUACAAAGUUCGUGUCACCUUCUGCUCCUACUCAGUCAUGGAAAUGUGCACCAAAGGCCUGGGCUCGCAGACGGAAGCGCUACGGCUGCGGAAUGUCAACCUAUCGUGUGUGCGCACGUGCAUGGUGGUGGCGGAGGAGCGGCCUCGCAUAGCGCUAACGCAGUCUUUCUCCAAGAUCUUCAAGGACCUCGGGCUUUCGGCGCGUGCCGUGAGCACCACCUUUGGCUGCAGGGUGAACGUGGCCAUCUGUUUGCAGCCCAACAGGUUAGGGAAACUGGUCGAGCAGGGCACAGCGGGACCGGACCCCACAACGGUUUACGUGGACAUGAGGGCUCUGCGACAUGACAGGGUUCGCCUGGUGGAAAGGGGAUCCCCGCACGGUUUGCCCCUGAUGGAGUCCGGCAAGAUCCUUCCUGGAGUCAAGGUGAUUAUUGCCAACACGGAGACGAAAGGUCCCUUGGGAGAUUCUCAUCUUGGAGAGGUGUGGGUGAGUAGUCCUCAUAAUGCGACGGGCUACUACACCGUCUACGGAGAAGAAGCGUUGCACGCAGACCACUUCAACACCAAGCUCAGCUUCGGGGACACGCAUACGGUGUGGGCAAGGACGGGCUACCUGGGCUUCCUGCGCCGCACGGAACUGACAGAUGCCAGCGGAGAGCGCCAUGAUGCCCUCUAUGUGGUGGGCUCGGUGGACGAGACCCUCGAGCUUCGGGGAAUGAGAUACCACCCGAUUGACAUCGAGACCUCUGUCAUCCGUUCCCAUAAGAGCAUCGCUGAAUGCGCCGUGUUCACUUGGACCAACCUGCUCGUAGUGGUGGUAGAACUGGAAGGCUCGGAGCAAGAGGCCCUGGAUCUGGUAGCCCUGGUCACCAACGUGGUGCUGGAGGAGCACUACCUCAUUGUGGGCGUGGUGGUGGUGGUCGACCCCGGCGUCAUCCCCAUCAACUCCAGAGGGGAGAAGCAACGCAUGCACCUGCGAGACGGCUUCCUGGCCGACCAACUGGACCCCAUAUAUGUGGCGUACAACAUGUGAGGGGCACAGCAUUGGGACGUCGCGGCCAUUCCCCGCCGUUCAUGUGCCGCAGCGUUUUGUUUGCCGCGGACCAGCGGCGACACCGGUCCCGCUGCGGUUUUUUGACAGGGACUCUGUUGUGAUGUCCCCAACCAUCACCGUUGCAUGUGUUGCAUUAAUUAACAGGACAGUGGCAACAGAGUUGUAGGGGACUUUGUAGCUCGAGUCACCAGGUGCAGUGGAUAUCAUAAGUCCACACACCCCCGUUAAAUGUCAGGCUUUGGUGUGAAAAGAAAAAAAAAUACUUUCCACAAUUAAUGUGACUUAUAACCUUUACAACUCAAUUGAAAAAGAAUAAAUCUAUCAGACAAAUUGAUAGUAUUUGCCCAAAAUACCUACAGCGUGUUCAGUAUUGCUCUUGGUCGCUUGGCAUCUUGCCUGAUCAGUUUUCCUCUCAUCUUUUCAUCACUUGUGAAGGAAUGUUCCAUUCUUGGCCACGCCGCUUGUUGGUCCAUCUUUUCUCCAUUCGAUGACGAUGUGUUGUAAGGUAUAUUUAAUGCCUGGAAAAUUGUUUUGUACAUGUCUCCUGAGAGACGUGACAAGACUGAUGCUCAAGACCGUGGCGAUAAGAUGUGAUUACAGAAAUGUCAGGAAAGGCCUGGAACAGCUGAGCUUUUUUUCACAUUUUAAUUGAUUUGUACAAAUAGGUCACAUUUUAUGGCGGUGAAAAAAGGUUUUGACUAUUUAUUUUGGUUUCAUUUUUUUAAUGAUCACAAACACCUGGUAUUUGAAGAGGGGUAUGGAGACUUUAUAUUCGUUCGAUUGUACUCUGCAAGUAGAAAUGGGCAUUUUGACUAACCAAGAAAGUUUUUUUUUUUUUUCCAAUUUAGUAUUUUUUUUAAAUAAUUGGUAUAGGAAAUGUGUCUUGGAAUGUUCUGCUCCUGUUAGGAUGCCAGUUUUUAGCAGAAUAAUGGAGCCUGGUCCAGGUCUGUGUCAAAAUAGCCCAACUGCUCUUUUCUCUUCUUCAGGACACAAACUAAUUUAGAAUGUGUCCACAGCGCCCCUGCAGGUUGCAGUCAAACAGUGCACUCACAUUUUUGCUUCAGGAUACAUGGAUUGUUUUUCCCAUCCCAUUGAGAGAUGUUGUGGUUCCACUCAACUUAUCAUAUAGUUUUGUGCGUUCCCUUUUAUUUGUAAACCAAAUGCGAUAUGACUGAUGUAAAGAAAAUGUGGCUUUGAAAUUAUGUGGUGACCAUGCCUUAAGUGUCUUUUCUACCUCCCGGCUCUGCUUGGAUUUCAUGUAGUGCACUUGGGCAGCUGUCAGAGAGGAAGUCCAGGGGGUCUUUGGAUUUACGAUGGAUUCAUAUUCCUGGGGGGGGCCACAACAUGACUUAAAUGUGUAGGUUUUUUUUUUACCUAAUCUUUAUCCUACGCUAAUGCAGCAGGAAGUCAUAAUUGCAGUCAACAAGUAACAGAGAAGACUCGGCUGCUCAUCUAAUUGUUCGCUUAUCUGAUUACUACACUGCAGCGGUGAACACUCCAUCAUUUUGAAUUUGGGGAAUGUCUUUGUUGACAACAAACAAGCACUUGUUGCCGUAUUUGAGCUCCAAUUUAUUUCAUAACACGCGCCGCAUGUUGACAACAGAGUCUGAGGCUUUGCCUAACUGUAUUGACCUCACCCGUAAGGAUUUGCCAUCGUAAAUAUUAAGCCUGGUUAACUUACCUUUGUCUGCCCCAACCGUAUUUUGAGCAGAUGGAGGAAGAAAAAGUACUCGUAAAACACCUGACCACCCAAUAUCGAUUAAUCCUCACUGGUAUCGGGCCGCGGAUGGUAAAUUCAAUAUAAAGGAUUCAAGCGCAGCCGAUGUUGGACUCGCAAAACGAGGGCACCCUGAAAAGAACUUUUUUCCCUAUUGCGCCCACAGUCUAACAAAUGAACAUAAUUGAUCUUCGGACAGCUAUUGCAAACAGCACUCAUGUAGUCAGUACGCACAAAUGUAGUCAGUGGCUUUUUGGUAAAAUGAAGGAAUGAACCUGAAAUGUGCGAUGACCUUACAGAUGGAACUGUCCCGUACUUUUUACACAAUUUGUUCUCUAUCAAGGAGCUGUAAAUGUGCAAGGGUGUGCAUUUGUGUACGCCUUUCUGUGACCUUACCGGUCUCUUGUGUUGCAACAUGCUGAUGCCACCGCGUGAGAACACCCUGUUUGAAGUUGGUGGUGUUUCCUUGGUCUUACAGUAUCAAAAAAUCAACAGCCUCAUAGUUUAAAUAACAAUUCUAAUUGAGCCAGGAAAUGGAUUGAUCCAAUUACGGCUGAAACGCUUGUAAAUUUUGCAUAUCAGCUCCUUGUUAAAA
Messenger RNA from Hippocampus zosterae (dwarf seahorse), 7192 nucleotides. RefSeq names its product disco-interacting protein 2 homolog A (gene dip2a). Gene Ontology annotation, cellular component: cell surface. NCBI's taxonomy places the organism in Eukaryota, Metazoa, Chordata, Actinopteri, Syngnathiformes, Syngnathidae. The record is from RefSeq and is a predicted model, not a curated record. The transcript has 40 exons. The coding region runs from base 27 to 4859 and encodes 1610 amino acids.